AUGCCACGCUCCUUCCUCGUGAAGAGCAAGAAGGCUCACACGUACCAGCCCCGCCUCCGGGAGGAUGAACUCGUCUGGCCUCCCGCCCUGAGCCACGUGACCAGGGACCAGGUCCUGAGCAAUGACCCCAUCCUCAGCACCCUGUUCCCGAGCCAGUGCCUGGACUGGACGGACCUCAAACGGGAGCCGGAGCUGGAGCUGGACCAGAGCUUGACGAGGAUGUCUUCGGCACCAGAGGGUCCUGCUGUGCUGUGUCGACCCCAGGAUGGGGACCCGCCGCCCUCCGACUCGCCCCCGUUCUACAAGCCCAGCUUCUCCUGGGACGCCCUGGCCUCGUCCUACAGCCACGGCUACCGGCAGACCCCCUCCACCAUGCAGUCCGCCUUCCUGGAGCGUCCGGUCAGCCUGUACGGCAGCCCUCUGGUGCCCAGCUCCGAGCCGCCCUUGGACUUCAGCCUCGGCUAUUCCCCGGGCAUGGACGCCUACCGCUGCGUCAAGUGCACCAAGGUGUUCUCCACCCCACACGGCCUCGAGGUGCACGUCCGCCGCUCCCACAGCGGGACCCGGCCCUUCGCCUGCGACAUCUGUGGCAAAACCUUCGGCCACGCCGUGAGCCUGGAGCAGCACACGCACGUCCACUCCCAGGAGCGCAGCUUCGAGUGCCGGAUGUGCGGCAAGGCCUUCAAGCGCUCGUCCACGCUGUCCACCCACCUGCUCAUCCACUCGGACACGCGGCCUUACCCCUGCCAGUUCUGCGGCAAGCGCUUCCACCAGAAGUCGGACAUGAAGAAGCACACCUACAUUCACACAGGUGAGAAGCCGCACAAGUGCCAGGUGUGCGGGAAGGCCUUCAGCCAGAGCUCCAACCUCAUCACCCACAGCCGGAAGCACACGGGCUUCAAGCCCUUCAGCUGUGAGCUCUGCGCCAAGGGCUUCCAGCGCAAAGUGGACCUGCGCCGGCACCGCGAGAGCCAGCAUGACCUCAAGUGA
Messenger RNA from Pteropus alecto (black flying fox), 990 nucleotides. It is a transcript of the gene GFI1B, whose product is annotated as growth factor independent 1B transcriptional repressor. Lineage: Eukaryota; Metazoa; Chordata; Mammalia; Chiroptera; Pteropodidae. The record is from RefSeq and is a predicted model, not a curated record. Gene Ontology annotation, biological process: regulation of transcription by RNA polymerase II. Gene Ontology annotation, molecular function: DNA-binding transcription activator activity, RNA polymerase II-specific; RNA polymerase II cis-regulatory region sequence-specific DNA binding. Gene Ontology annotation, cellular component: nucleus. The coding region runs from base 1 to 990 and encodes 329 amino acids. The transcript has 6 exons.